GUUCGAGUCCUAACUGAGAUAACCGUAAUUAAAAGUGGCCAUCAUGUCGUCUGCAUCUCGCGCGUCCCUGUUAAUCAUCGCUCUGUUGUGCUUGGACUGUUGUUAUUCGGCCACGAUUCCGAGGCCGUUCGAUCCAAGAUUGACAGAGGAAGUGAUUCUCUCGCCUAAAAAGAGACCGUUCUGCAACGCCUUCACUGGUUGCGGGCGUAAGAGAUCGCAAGCAACUCCCGGCAUGCCGAUGAACGAAAUUGCGAGACAGCGUCAGUUUGUAGACGAGGACGCCAUUGAAUCUCUCGUGGAUUCUGACAUGACCAUAGACGAACUAUCCCGUCAGAUAUUAACAGAAGCCAAGCUGUGGGAGGCCAUCCAGGAAGCCAGUGCGGAGAUAGCAAGAAGAAAACAAAAGGAAAUGUACAAUUAAAAAGAUUUUAUGCAACGAUACGGCUGAAUAAUGUAGACCUAGUACUGGUUUUUGUAUAACAAAAAAAAAAAAUUAAUAA
Molecule: messenger RNA, 500 nt
Organism: Danaus plexippus (monarch butterfly)
Lineage: Eukaryota; Metazoa; Arthropoda; Insecta; Lepidoptera; Nymphalidae
Gene: CCAP
Product: cardioactive peptide
Exons: 5
Coding region: 44-421 (125 amino acids)
Source: RefSeq, a predicted model, not a curated record